AUGGAGAGCCACCCAUCCAAGCUGCUCUCCUUUUCCGGAAAUGGGCCUGUGUUCUUGCCCGGUCUCGGUCGCUUGGCGAGUGUGCUCCAGGACAGCCACUAUGGCAUGCAGAAGACUGUCGACGCCCUGAAUGUGAUGAGAUCUGACCACAGAACGGACUGCCACAACGUUGUGGAAGGAUCUUAUCUGGACUUCCGUCCGCGUAGGGAGCCGAUCCCGCACGUAAUCGUCAGCGCCAGCGGCUGGGGAGGGCAUUGGACGAAGAUGCCGGCAGAGACCCUGGCCCUGACAACUUUUGCUGACGUCUCACUGCCGGGUUUCACCAUCUUCCAGUUCCUGAAGCUGCGGCAGAAGAAGGCGCAGCCGUGUGAGCGCCCGAGUCGUGGCUUGGUCGAGGAGUAUUAUCGCGCAUAUGCUGAGCACUACAACCUCUCUGCAUACCUUCAACCUGGCCGCGUCAAGGAGGUGGAGCUCGGGGAUGACGGCAGAUACCUCGUUUCUGCGAAGCUGAAAACCGGCGGCAGUCUUCGAUUCUCCAGCUCUGCAGUUGUUCUUGCCAACGGUCGUUUCGGAUCCCCUCGCUUGCUACCGACUCUCCCUGCAGAACAUGGCUCCGACAAUGGGCCCCUGCUUGUGAUCGGAGGUGGGCUCAGUGCAGCUGAUGCUGUGCUCGCAGGCCUCCGCUCUGGGAGGCAGGUGCAUCACAUUUUCCACAGAGGACAAAUCAUCCGAAACUAUGGCGACAGGGCUGAGCAAUACCCUGAAUAUCAUGCUUUGCGAGAAUUAAUGUCCGGAAGCAACGACAAGAAGGCAUUGGAAGCCGCGGUGGGCUCUGCCGUGAGCUCUCAGAUCAGCUAUACACCUUACAUGCAAGCCAGCCUCGUGGAUUUCCAGCAUAAUCCAGAGCCGAGCAACUUCACAUGCCAGAUCGAGUUUGAGAACAAUUUCCGGCGUGUGGUGGAGGUGUCACAGCUGAAGGUCCUGAUUGGAUGGUUGCCAGAUUUGCAGUUUAUGAAGUCUCCAUCCGUCAGUGUCGAGCUGCAGUGCCAGGCCACUUGUCACUACAUGCUGCCCGUGGACAGCAGAAAUGGGUUUAGAAUCAGCGAGAACUUGCAUGGGAUCGGCUCUUUGGCAGGCACCAGCUUUGUGCGGGAUUUGGUCAGCCAUGCCUUCAGCGUUCUUUCCUCGUUGCAUGGCAACGGCCUGCUCUCCGUUGGUCCUCGGCUUCGACUGAGCAGCGACCAGGCCCAGGUGGAUGGGAUUCGAAGGUUUGCAGCCGUCACUUGGGCUGCAAGGCUGGUGGCGAACCAGGCCACACGCAAAGCUGCACCCCCCUGUCCACCUACAGAAGCCCACAUCCUCAGCCUUCACAUGGCCGCAUUCUUGGUCUGGUCCUUUGAGUCAAAGGUGCUGCACCCGGUGAUAUCAACAGGGCCGCCUGGCGGCUCGACGGUGCUUUUGCUGGGCCCCUGUGAAGUCGCUGAGGUCUUGUCCCGAAUGUACCACGUCAAUGUGACCACAGUGAACGAAGAGCCACCGCCCUCUUCGGAGACAUACGGUGCUGUGACGCAGGCCCUUCAAAGCUUUCCUGGCGAGGUUUUUGAUGGCGCCUUGGUCUACUGGCCGGCUUGGGUUUCCGGGCCGGCCGACCCAGAGACCAACUCGCAGCCUGGUUUCAGCCAGCUUUGCCAUGCCCUGGAAACCACAACCAGGCACUUUAUAUGGAUUGGUGGCCUUUCUGCAAGAGCUGCUUCCGAAAUAAGCCGCUGUGCCGACAUGUUGAUGAUGCAGCACAGGAUUGCCAAGAAUUCCGAGCUUCUCGAGGGUGAAGAGGCGGCCACUCGGAAUGCCGCCUCAGAUGCCUCUGUUUUCUUUUACCGCCGGAGCACCGACGGGCUGGAAGGUUCGGCCCUGACGCAGUAA
Messenger RNA from Symbiodinium sp. CCMP2592, 1923 nucleotides. The record is from the annotation of a GenBank genome assembly. NCBI's taxonomy places the organism in Eukaryota, Dinophyceae, Suessiales, Symbiodiniaceae.